AUGCAUUUGGACACAGCAAAGUCGAUCGUGCACUUGGUGAUUGAGAGAGCUAGUCGUGACAAACCAGAAAGGUGGGUAACGUUAUUACAAAGUUUGAGGCUCCUAUGAGUUAUGCCCAAACAGCUGCUAGUGCGAUAACAAAUGGGCAUUCUGAACUAUUUGGGAGUUUUUUUUUGUUUGGGCGUAGUCUACUAAACUUAAGAUUUACAUAGACUUUAAUUUGAAAUCUGCACAUUCAGUUUGGCUGUUAUGGUUUAGUAUUUGUAAGUUUUUGCCAAAUUGUUCAGCAGUUCAUGUUUGUAAAUGUUUUUUGAAGAAAACCCAGUUUAAGUUGGAGGGUGGAUAACUGCAGAGUUAAGUAUAUACUUGUGUCUAGUGUUUGGAUUGUUAAGUGAUUAAAAUAAAACUGGAAGCCUUUCAGCCAUAGAAUUGGCAGUUAUUUGUACUUAACAGCUGUAUUAAUUGUUACUAAUGUAAUUUUUCUUCUUUAAGAUUAAUGCAUUUGUUUGAAGAACACGAGACUGCAGCAACUGGAAAACCUUCACAGCAUUUUACAAAUGUUUCUAAAUAUUAA
Messenger RNA from Pelobates cultripes (western spadefoot toad), 574 nucleotides. The record is from the annotation of a GenBank genome assembly. NCBI's taxonomy places the organism in Eukaryota, Metazoa, Chordata, Amphibia, Anura, Pelobatidae.